Messenger RNA from Amoebophrya sp. A25, 548 nucleotides. The record is from the annotation of a GenBank genome assembly. NCBI's taxonomy places the organism in Eukaryota, Dinophyceae, Syndiniales, Amoebophryaceae.
GUAAUAGUUUUGCGCAGUCGAAUGGGCGUAGUGGCUGUCAUUGUAGGAAGGUGUUAUCGUGUAGAAGUAGAUGAAGCUUAUUCGCCUGGAAAAGAUGGCAGCGAGCUGAUGUUGUUUAUUCUUCCCUCGACGAUGUAAGUGAAAGUCGCAGGUCAUAGGAAGCGUGCACUGCUCAGGAGCCUUGGUCUCCUCCUGAGUAGAACUGGCAGGCGAGCUCGUGGCUGGACGACUAGUACUCCAGACGCGCAUCAGAAGAGACACUUCGGUGGAGGGCAUUACUAGCGCAGGUGCUUGGUGCGCGUGCUGCUACGUUGCACAGCUGUGAGGUUAACGUUAAGGAUACACGUGUGACACUGUUAACCUGUAACGAACAUUUCCAGGGGGGUUCAUCGAUAAUAUCUAGCGUCGUUUCUAAUCGUCUCCACUGUGAUGGGCCGCUUUGUGAGCAACCUUGCGCCCGCCUUGUCGUAAUUCAGUAGAGACCUUCAUCUAACCACAUGAUGCUGAGCGGAAGCAAAGCACCAGACCGACCGAACGCGAACUCCGGA